This is a messenger RNA of Rhodotorula toruloides NP11, 2106 nucleotides long. RefSeq names its product protein kinase-like domain protein. NCBI's taxonomy places the organism in Eukaryota, Fungi, Basidiomycota, Microbotryomycetes, Sporidiobolales, Sporidiobolaceae. The transcript is spliced from 6 exons. Bases 1 to 2106 code for a protein of 701 amino acids. The record is from RefSeq and is a predicted model, not a curated record.
AUGGAGGACCCUGCCCAGUCUUCACAGGCUUUGUCCGCAAGUCUUGAGCCUGCCGAUUCUGCCGACGCUACUCGAAUCCAGCUGGACGAGAUCCGGCGCCAACUAGGGAUUCCGGUUCCCGAGUUCAUUCUGGACCUUCAGGGGAAAAGGCGCAAGUCGUCCGACGCGCGGCGCAGGCUACACGCUUGCGACUUCAACGGUCAGAAGGGUGCCAUUCCGCUCUCCGUCGUCCGCCUCGAUCCGAACUUGAACGUUCCAGCGGUCAUCGGCGCCUCCGUCGAAGACCUCGUCGUUCGCCUCGAAGCACAGCAUGCAAGCAUUGGCUCCCUCCGCCAACGUUGCCUCGAACCGCUUGCUGUCGGCAUCACCUACACGCACGAGUUGAACCUCGAGUUGAACCUCCUCAGCGCCACCGGUACCGCAACGCUGAGCGUCCUGGAGGCUCUACGUCCAGGCGAGACUUGGCGAGUCGAACACGACACGGACAUCGGACUACCCCUGGUGGAAGCGGACCUCGUGUGUCGGCCGGUCGGCAAGCUCUGGCUUGGAGCUGUCACGGAGGUGAAGGGUUGGCCGGAUGACGAGUUCGAGGAAUUGCACGCCUAUGCGACCGCUAUGGACGCCUUCCCGGUCCUUGCAACCUAUGUCAAGGACAAGAAGACGCAGUGCGUAUACUGGUCGGAAUCCGAGAGCAGGUGGUUGCCGGCUCCGCCACAUUUGCGCACGAUGGUUCAGAUUUCGGCAAUCAUCUCCAGCCGGAUCAUCGUCUCGAAAUCGCAGAGCCAGAAGCCGGAUGGCGAGCCUUUCGAGCCGAAAAUUGUCCUGCCCGUGAUGACCGGCACGCGCAUCUUCUUCGUCGCCGGCCUCGUCGAGUACAUCAACUCGCUGCCCUACUCCCGCCUCGCCAUCUCGCCGAUCUACAGCCUCAACCACCGCCCCCUCCGUUCCGUUUUGACGGGCAUCGCACUCUACCACGUCGACACCGACACACUCGCCGUCCCUCCCUCACUCGACUCGGCACUCGUCUGUGGCUCGACGAUCUCCGCCGCCGCUGUUCAGAUGACCGUCGAAGCGGCAGAGGCGCUUGCGGACCUGCAGAAGCGCCGCUCAACGCUCUCGAGAUCGGCGAGAAAGCCGCGCCGUAUCGACGAAGCUGAAGAGGACGACGACGAAGGUGCGGGCACGUCAGGAGGAAUGGGACCUGCGGGAGGAUCAGGGACUGCCAGUGCGCAGGGAACAUCGGGAGGUGCAGGGGGCGUCCGUCGUUCAAGUCGCUUGAAGAGGUUAAGCAAAGGCACCGCUUCGAAGAGCGAGGCGCAGGAAGAGGAACGGGAGGUCGAGGAACGUACGGGCGAGCGGUUCGAGCGUACACCAAAUCAGCUCACUUCGCUCUUCAUCGUCGUCCGGACGUCCGAGGGCCACGCUACGGCUCCGAUGCUGUUCUUGCAUCAUGACGAUCUGGGAUCUAGCCUGUCGUCGCGCAGCUCGAGCGACGAUGCCUUCGACGAUCACGCCUACCCCAGUCCUUCGCGUUCAGCCGCAGACCUGACGCCGGACGAUCGCGAGCUUUCCUCGUCUGUGCCAUCCGCCAGCGUAUACGCUCUUUCCCCGCCCAUCGAUCCGCCCGUCGUCCUCCUCGACACCCUCCUCUACAACUCGGCGUCGACACAAGUCUACGGUUCGAGCACCACGGGGCUUGCUGUCAAGCUCGUCGAGAUGGGUGACGAGGCCGAGGAAGAGCUGAUUCGCGAAGCAGAGGUUUACGAAGACAUACAACGUUCGGCGGGCGACUCUUCCGCCUUCCUCGUUCCUUUCUACGGCCUCUUCUCGGCAUUCUCGGGCGAGAUGGCGCUCUUGACCGGACUGGGCGAGCCAGUGGAGGACUGGUCACCUUACAAGAGCGACAUCAUUCACCUCGUCUCGCGGUUGCACUCGGCGGGUUACACUCACGGCGAUCUCGCGUCGCGCAAUAUCGUCAAGACUUCGGCAGGCUUGCGUCUCGUCGACUUGGGUCGCGCGACGAGGGCGGACCGCGAGGAGAUGGAGUGGGAGAUGACUGAGUUGAAAGCAGUGCUGGAAGGUCAAAAGGAGGAGAUCGAGUACUAG